Messenger RNA from Gambusia affinis (western mosquitofish), 1971 nucleotides. It is a transcript of the gene samd7, whose product is annotated as sterile alpha motif domain containing 7. The coding region runs from base 108 to 1736 and encodes 542 amino acids. The transcript is spliced from 10 exons. Gene Ontology annotation, molecular function: protein binding. NCBI's taxonomy places the organism in Eukaryota, Metazoa, Chordata, Actinopteri, Cyprinodontiformes, Poeciliidae. The record is from RefSeq and is a predicted model, not a curated record.
UUUUAUUGUAAGUUUUCUCCUUUAGUUAAAGCACUCCUCUUCUAACACAGUUUGUUCUACAUUUGAGUCCUUUUCAACCACAAUCCAUAACAGAGACUGUGCUAAAAAUGGGUAUACCAAGCAACAACACCUGCCAGCUCUGCCAAGGUAAAGGUGGUGUGUUUGUGAUGACCCCCCGGGAGCAGCUGAGGAAGAUGACGGCGCUGGGCGAACAAGGGACUCUGGAUGAGAAGCACUGGUACAGGCUGGUCAACGGCAUGUCAGCUGGAGAACUGAGGCAAAGACAGGAGCUGAUAAUGAGGAACCAGAUGGCCAUGGCGCCGCAGAUCCUCGCUCAGGGCCAGCAGAGGCUACAGGGGGUCCCGGCACAGUUCGAACCUCGAUUUAUGGAGAGGGAGUUGGUUCCUCCCACAGAGAUGGUAUCAUCCGAGACGAGGCAGAUGCACAUGGGGCCUCACCUCGGCCCACCUCUUCCGCCUCACGCCAACGUCCUGCCUGGCAGAACCUUCCCAGGACCAGCUGGCUACGGCUUCCUGCCCUCGGAACCAAUGGAAACGGUUGCCCGGCGACAGGAGCUCAUACACAAGCAAAACAUAGCAAGGAUGGAGAUGAAUGCCAUCCUGCACCAGAAGGAGCUGGAGAACGCUCACCAAAAAGGGCUGAUGGGGAUCGAGAAUCCUAUGUCGUACCAUUCCAACCCCAUGCUCUUCAGAGGCCGCCAGCGCAUGCCUGACGGCCACGACGUCUUCAUCCACCGUCCCUCCCUGGAUGAGCUGCACUCCAACAGCAUACUCAUGUCGGCCAGCCCCUAUCCACCCAUCAGCUCGCUGCACAGGGAGAGAGGUCGGAGGGCUGGGCGGAGGCCCGCCGUCCACAAGAGCACGGAGAACCAGGCGGCCAACCUGAAGGGCCAAACUGAAGACAAAAGUGUAGAGCAGAGUCCAGAGGCCACAUCUGGAGAGGAGAAAGAGCUGGAAGCAAAGGGGGAUGUGGGAGAAGAGUGUAGUAAAACACACCACCAAACGAAAACAGACUCUGAGCUGGCCACAGGAAGCAGGAAGAGCUACAAAGAGGGAGAGGCCGGGCUGCGUAAAACCUGCGCCACAGCUCAGGACAGUUGUUCAGAUAUGACCAACGGGACUUCGAAUAAUAAAGAAAUACCCGGUCAGUGUUCUGCUUUCCAGGAAAAAUUCAUUUACCCUUCCACUGGCGGAACUCUCACAGGCAUGCCUUACGUCUUCCCUGUCCCGGGAAACGGCUUCCUUCCAACUGGUCCACCAAAUCUCUUUCUGAACGGCGAGGAAGUACCAGAGGACCUAAGGAAGUGGACGGUGAACGACGUCUACAACUUCAUCAGCAGCAUACACACAUGUUCAGAAUACGCUCAGACAUUUAAGGACCACAUGAUUGAUGGAGAAACACUGCCGCUUCUUUCAGAGGAGCACCUACUGGACACGCUGGGGCUCAAACUAGGACCGGCUCUGAAAAUACGAUCACAGGUCUCUAGAAGAAUGGGCAGCAUGAUGUACAUGCUGAACCUGCCUCUCUCUGGCGCCGCUCUGCAGGCCGCCUCCGAAAAGCCCGGGGACCGCUCACCAGAAAUGGGCUCCCCCAUCAACUGCAACAGCGAGGAUAUGGUGGCGAGCCCGAGAGACCCAGAGGUCAUCAAAUCCACUGAACAUCUUCACGAGGCGGGAAACAGUUCCCCUCCUUCAGCCAGCAGUGAGAUGGCCUGAUCUCUGCAGACACCAGAGACAAAUAUGAACUGAACCAGGUUCAGGCCUGAAGAGCUGUUUCUUUUGUUUACAUCAUGAGUUAGUGUUAACGAUGGCAUUUUCUGUUCAACAUGCCCAUACAUGUAAAUAGUAAAAAAAAUAUAUAUAUAUAUUUGUGUUAUGAAGUGAUACAAUAUUCUUCUCUUUCAAUUUUAUACUUUAUAGUUUCUGACUGUAGGUUUUAAUUAUUUUUCUA